AGACAGAUAUGAACAGGAUUUGCCAGUCCGUUGCUGGUGGUUGGUCCAGAAAGAUGCCUCAGGUCCUGCUGCUCACAAGCCUCUUCAUCCUGGUCACCUCCGUGUCACCCAUGGCUCUAGAUCCUUGUUCUGCUUACAUCAGCCUGAAUGAGCCCUGGAGGAACACAGAGCACCAGUUUGAUGAGUCUCAAGGUACCCCUCUGUGUGACAACCACGUGGAUGGGGAAUGGUACCGCUUCACAGGCAUGGCGGGGGACGCCAUGCCCACCUUCUGCAUACCAGAAAACCACUGUGGCACCCACGCGCCCAUCUGGCUCAAUGGCAGCCAACCCCUGGAAAGUGAUGGCAUUGUACAGCGCCAGGCCUGUGCCAGCUUCAAGGGGAACUGCUGCCUGUGGAACACCACGGUGGAGGCCAAGGCUUGCCCCGGAGGCUACUACGUGUAUCGCCUGGCCAAGCCCAGCGUCUGCUUCCAUGUGUACUGUGGCCAUUUUUACGACAUCUGUGAUGAGGACUGCCAUGGCAGCUGCUUGGACACCAGCCAGUGCACGUGCUCGCCAGGAAGCGUGCUAGGCCCAGAUGGGCAGACAUGCUUUGAUGAAAAUGAGUGUGAGCAAAACAACGGUGGCUGCAGUGAGAUCUGCGUGAACCUCAAAAACUCCUAUCGCUGUGAGUGCGGGGUCGGCCGAGUGCUUCGCAGCGAUGGCAAGACCUGUGAAGACAUUGAAGGAUGCCACAAUAACAAUGGUGGCUGCAGCCACUCUUGCCUUGGGUCGGAGAAGGGCUACCAGUGUGAGUGUCCCCGUGGCUUGGUGCUAGCUGAUGACAACCACACUUGCCAAGUCCCUGUGGUGUGCAAGUCAAAUGCCAUUGAAGUGAGUGUCCCCAGGGAGCUGGUUGGUGGCUUGGAGCUCUUCCUGACAAACACCUCCUGCCGAGGCGUGUCCAACGGCACCCAUGUCAACAUCCUCUUCUCCCUCAAGACGUGUGGCACUGUGGUCAAUGUGGUGAAUGACAAAAUCGUGGCCAGCAACCUUGUGACGGGUCUUCCCAAGCCGACCCCAGGGAGCAGCGGGGACAUCAUCGUCCGGACCAGCGAGCUGCUGAUCCCGGUGACCUGCGAGUUCCCGCGCCUGUACACCAUCUCCGAGGGGUACGUGCCCAACCUGCGCAGCUCCCCUUUGGAGAUCCUGAGCCGCAAUCGUGGCGUUUUCCCCUUCACGCUGGAGAUCUUCAAAGACGACGAGUUUGAGGAGCCCUACCGAGAGGCGCUGCCCACCCUCAAGCUCCGCGACUCCCUCUACUUCGGCAUUGAGCCUCUGGUGCAUGUGAGUGGCCUGGAAAGCCUGGUCGAGAGCUGCUUCGCCACCCCCACCUCCAAGGUCGACGAGAUCCUCAAGUACUACCUCAUCCGGGAUGGCUGCAUUUCGGAUGACUCAGUGAAGCAGUAUUCCUCCCGGGAUCACCUAGCCAAGCACUUCCAGGUCCCUGUCUUCAAGUUUGUGGGCAAAGAUCACAAGGAGGUCUUUCUGCACUGCCGAGUUCUAGUCUGUGGAAUGCUUGACACCAGCUCCCGCUGCGCCCAGGGCUGUCACCGGCGGGUGCGACGUGCGGCCCGGGAAGGAGAGCGCGCUGCUGCUUUGCAGAGCCAGAUACUGACAGGAGGCCCGAUCAGCAUCGCCCAGGAGCCUUAGCCCUACACACCUGCGGCGGUCCUCCGGGCCGCUGUCCUCUCUGGAACUUCUGCCACACCCCGCAGGACGUCAGAGGACCUCCUAGACCACCUAACUUCUUUAGACCAUGGACUGUGAGUUUGGACAAACUCCCAGAACCCCUCACUGCUUUUGGACCAUAGCUGGGUACAAGUCACAGCCGUGCUGAGCGUAGAUCCCAGCGGGCCUUCAGCUUCCUCAGGGGAAAAACCAAGCUGUCCACUCAGAAGGACCCUUGUCCCACCUCGUCUAGGAUGUUCCUGCCAUUAGACACCUCCUGCACCAUGCGACAGGCCUACUCACAUCAGAAGCUGUUUAUAAUAUUUCAAGUUACAAACCAAAAACUAAAUACUUAGCAAAAUUAUGACUUAAAUACUCAAUGAUCCCUAGUUAUGUAAAUAAUAAUGGUGCCUUAAAAUUUCAAUUCAAACACAGAAGAGUUAUAGGGACUUGGGAGUUUAUCAAUAAAACACUGUAUAGUAAGGGAAUGCCUUUUGGUUUUUCUCUUGCAUAAUAUUUUUAAAAAGUUUUUUUCUUGCACAAUAAUUUUUGAAUGGUCUAUUGCCUUAGGUGAAAUAUUUUCACUUAAUAUAUAUUAACAAACUAAUCAACAUGCACUUAAGUGAUUUAAUGACUAAACUAUUAGCAAAAUUAAAGUUUGGUACCAUAUGCUGUCUACACUGGAAUUCAAAUCAGUCAGACAGUAGACAAAGGGAUAAAAUUGUAUCAUACUUGCUGGUGCUUAAUAAAUUUUAUUGAA
Molecule: messenger RNA, 2472 nt
Organism: Octodon degus (degu)
Lineage: Eukaryota; Metazoa; Chordata; Mammalia; Rodentia; Octodontidae
Gene: Oit3
Product: oncoprotein induced transcript 3
Exons: 9
Coding region: 9-1694 (561 amino acids)
Molecular function (GO): calcium ion binding
Source: RefSeq, a predicted model, not a curated record